This is a messenger RNA of Corticium candelabrum, 2016 nucleotides long. Its product is annotated as A disintegrin and metalloproteinase with thrombospondin motifs 7-like. Gene Ontology annotation, molecular function: metalloendopeptidase activity. Gene Ontology annotation, cellular component: extracellular matrix. Gene Ontology annotation, biological process: proteolysis; extracellular matrix organization. NCBI's taxonomy places the organism in Eukaryota, Metazoa, Porifera, Homoscleromorpha, Homosclerophorida, Plakinidae. The record is from RefSeq and is a predicted model, not a curated record.
AUGCCAGUGAACAGUGCAGGUUCAAAUAUCUGUCGAGAGUUGUGGUGUCAAAGCAAACCCAAUGGAUCCUGCUACAGAACAGGAUUUCCAGCAGCUGAUGGCACAUCAUGUGGCCACAAGAAGGUGUGUUGGAUUGGCCAAUGCAUAAAGCAUCAUAAAGUCCCUGCUCCAUCUGAUGGGAGUUGGGGACAAUGGGCUGCUUAUGGUGGUUGCAGUCAAACAUGUGGUCGUGGAGUAGCUGUGUCUGAAAGAGCUUGCAACCGUCCAAAGCCUUCUUUUGGUGGACGUUACUGUGUUGGAAAAAGAAAACGAUAUUCUGUGUGCAAUACUCAGUUAUGUCGACCAGGGUCUCCAAGUUUCUACACACAACAGUGUUCUCAGCAAAACAACAUCCCAUACAAAAACUCACUGCAUGAAUGGCUGCCAGAAAUACUGCCCAAUAGGGAAUGCCAGCUUAUUUGCAAAACCAAAGAUCAACCGGUAGUGGCCAUACUAAAGUCCAAAGUUGCCGACGGCACUAAAUGCAAAGGAAAUGGAGUCUGCAUCAAUGGCCAAUGCCAUAGUGUCGGUUGUGACAAUCGUAUUGAUUCCAAUGCCAAGAUGGACCGAUGCGGAGUCUGUGGUGGUAAUAAUCUCACAUGCGCACUUACUCACUCCUCUACAAACAACAGCAUGCUAUUGGUACUACAUACUUCUUUCAAUAGUGCUAUUUUUGAUACAUAUAAACCAUGUCAUCAAGUGUGUCCAUUUCAAGGUUAUGAAAGAGCUUGUCACUUUCCUGUUGGAGCUCAGCAAAUCGCAGUCAUGGAAAGGCAACCAUCUAUUAAUUUUCUUGCUCUAAAAACAUCCAAAAAAUAUAUCAUCAAUGGUCAGUGGGAAAUUCAGCAACCAAUGACAAUCAAAGUUGCUGGAACAUUCCUGAAGUAUUGGCGACAUGGAAGGCUAGAAUCCUUUACAGCAUUGGGUCCCAUCAAUGAAGACCUCUUCGUCUAUGUCAUAUUUCAAGGCUCCAAUCCAGGUGUAUUGUGUGAGUUCGUAAUCUCUACAGCUGCUCUACCUCACAAUAAGCUACCAACAACUGAGAAAAAACAAAACAGCAGUGGGACAUGGAUUUACAGCCCUUGGUCUUCUUGCAGUACGCUAUGUGGAUCAGGUAUCAUGAUACGAACAGCAAAAUGCAUCAGAGACAGUCAAAUAGUGAACAGCUCAAUGUGUCCCGAUCAGCCAGAGACUGAGACGCAAUGCAAUGUUAAAGUUUGUCCACACUGGAAAACUUUUAAAUGGACAGAGUGUAGCACAUCCUGUGGAAACGGUGUCCAAACUAGACAUGUCAUUUGCCGACACAGUUCUACAUACAGCCGAUGUCCACUCAAUACAAAACCAGUCACCUCAAAGUCUUGCUUCAGGGCACCAUGCGGCAACUGGAUCACAGGAAGCUGGUCUGAGUGUUCAAAACAAUGUGGAACAGGAGUGACAGGUCGAAAAGUCUCUUGUCAGAGAGGACUCUGUGAUCCUCACACUAAACCAAUAGAAAUGGACUUCUGCAAUACACAGCCAUGUCAUACAUGGACAGUUGGUCAGUGGUCAAAGUGUUCUACAUCAUGUGGAAAUGGAGUGAAGAGACGUGUUGUCAAGUGCAUAAGGCAACAAGUAGGUAAUGAGACAUCUUCUAGUCAGUGUAAUGUGAACAUGAAACCAUCACAUUCACAACUGUGUCAUCUCAAAGCUUGUCCACAGCAACUUUCUGUACUCACUGCAGGCAGCUGCAAUGACUCCAAUCCUCUUCUCUGUCAAAAUGUUGCCAGACUCUCCCGCAAAUCGUCUGGAAUCUGUACUGGCCAAAUACUGUCCAUCUGUUGCCAAACUUGCAAAAACUUCCUUCAACCGCUUCGAACUUAACUCCCGUAUGAUAAAUGUAGAGCUGAGCGUAGACUUCUAUUCAUGAAGUGGUAUUGAUUGUGCGCAUUAGGAAAUUCAGACUUGCAAAGAUACUCGCAAAGCGCACACCGACAUAUU